This is a messenger RNA of Apodemus sylvaticus (European woodmouse), 1207 nucleotides long. It is a transcript of the gene Gar1, whose product is annotated as GAR1 ribonucleoprotein. NCBI's taxonomy places the organism in Eukaryota, Metazoa, Chordata, Mammalia, Rodentia, Muridae. Gene Ontology annotation, cellular component: box H/ACA snoRNP complex. Gene Ontology annotation, biological process: ribosome biogenesis; snoRNA guided rRNA pseudouridine synthesis. The coding region runs from base 265 to 927 and encodes 220 amino acids. The record is from RefSeq and is a predicted model, not a curated record. Gene Ontology annotation, molecular function: box H/ACA snoRNA binding. The transcript is spliced from 7 exons.
UUUUGCAUCACUUCCGCCACCUUAGCUGGUGGAUCUUGCGGGGCGGGGAGUCACGCUGGACGCUAUUGUUUCUCUUCCGGUGCUGGAUGCUCUAUUCGGGAAGGCUUUAGGACCUCUGCGUCCAGCAGUGACAGGCUCUUCCAGUUUCUAGUCUGGUAAGAUUGUGCCGGUACGGUGGCCGAAGAGGUUUGAGCGCGCCGGAAGUAUUCCUCCGCCCGCGCGCCCAGCUAGGCUAGAGACGCACGUGGUGCGGCCGGAGAGAGCAUGUCUUUCCGAGGCGGAGGUCGCGGAGGCUUUAAUCGCGGUGGUGGAGGUGGAGGUUUCAACCGUGGCGGCGGCAGCAACAACCACUUCCGAGGGGGCGGCGGCGGUGGCGGCAAUUUCAGGGGUGGCGGCGGCCGAGGAGGAUUUGGACGAGGGGGCGGUCGUGGAGGCUUUAAUAAAUUCCAAGAUCAAGGGCCUCCAGAACGUGUCGUCUUACUAGGAGAGUUCAUGCAUCCCUGUGAAGAUGACAUCGUUUGUAAAUGUACCACAGAAGAAAACAAGGUGCCUUACUUCAAUGCUCCUGUUUAUUUAGAAAACAAAGAACAGAUUGGGAAAGUGGAUGAGAUAUUUGGACAACUUAGAGAUUUUUAUUUUUCAGUUAAAUUGUCAGAAAACAUGAAAGCAUCUUCCUUUAAAAAGUUACAGAAGUUUUAUAUAGACCCAUAUAAGCUGCUGCCGCUGCAGAGGUUCCUGCCUCGUCCUCCUGGUGAGAAAGGACCUCCCAGAGGUGGUGGCGGCGGUGGCAGGGGAGGCCGAGGAGGAGGAAGAGGAGGCGGUGGCCGAGGCGGUGGAAGAGGAGGUGGUUUUAGAGGUGGAAGAGGAGGAGGCGGGGGCUUCAGAGGAGGAAGAGGAGGUGGCGGAUUCCGAGGAAGGGGACAUUAGAUGUCCAGUUGGCAGACCUGACCACUUGUGUUCCCGCUGCGUGCCUGCUUCUGUGGUUGACGUCUGUCUGGAGCAGCCGUGGGGAUGCCACUCUGUCAGUGGAGCUGAAUCAGCAUCGUCGCAUAGCGACAAGGACAGCAGGACAGUCAGCUUUGCUCAGAGAGAGCACGAAGCCUGCUUUGUACAGGACCUGGCGCUCCGGGGGCUUAAAGGAUGACAGGACUUUUCAUUUGAAGCAUAUUUGGAUUUUUUAAAUAAAAUUUUUUAUUUCUUUAACUUA